AUGGGCUGGCUCUGGGCAUCGCAGCCCUCCGAUAAACCUCCAACUCCCUCCACAGAACCCAAACCAGCCGAGGCGAAACCCGCGCCCGCAGAACAACCCCCCAGCCAAUCCACCGACCCCGAAAUCCAAAAACUCUACGACCUCUUCAAGGCCGACGCCGCCUCCUCCUCCUCCACAACCAACUCCCAGAAGACUCCACCCUCAACAGACACCUCCGACUCAGGCUCCUCCUCCCUAACAUCAUGGCUAUCCCUCAAAUCCUCCCGCGCCCCCGAGGAGGUCCCCAACGCCCCGCCCCACGGCCCAGUCUCUGAGGCCCUCCUCCCAACCGAGAUGUCCUGCCGCCAGGCCUUCGACCUCGCCUGGUCCUGCAACUCCCUCGGGGGCCAGUGGAACGCCGUCUACCGCCACGGCGAGAUGCGCUCCUGCUCCGAGCACUGGGACGACUUCUGGUUCUGCAUGCGCACCAAGUCCCACACGGGGCAGGCGAAAGCCGACGCCGUCCGCCAGCACUACCGCAACAAGGAGCACGCCAAGUACUACGCUCCCGGACGUCACAGCAGCGAGGACGUGUGGGAGUCCAGGCCCGAGAGGCUGCCCCCCGGCGUGGCCUUCUCGCAGGGGUUUCAGACCAAUGUCAACGAUGACGAGUGGCGGAAGCAGGAGAGUGAGCGACGGAAUCAGAUCAGGAAGGACUUGGGAUAUGCCAAUCCAUCAACAUAG
Clonostachys rhizophaga is the source of this 723-nucleotide messenger RNA. NCBI's taxonomy places the organism in Eukaryota, Fungi, Ascomycota, Sordariomycetes, Hypocreales, Bionectriaceae. The record is from the annotation of a GenBank genome assembly.